CUUCACUUGAUAUAUGUCUCUUGAAAAGAUGAGGAGGAACUGCAACUUAGAACUAUGCCUUUUUCCUCAAUAUGUUUCCGAUAGCAAUCACAAUCAAAACCAUCACAUGGUUGAAGAAGAAGCAGAUAAUGAUAAGAGUUCAAUGCAAAAUCAGCAACAGCCACUGACUAUUUUCUAUGAUGGCAAGAUGUGUGUUACUCAUGUCACAGAAUUUCAGGCCAAAUCAAUCUUAAUGAUGGCAAAUAAAAAAGUGGAAGAAAUAGUAAACACACCAACAGGGUCAAAGGCACCAACACCAACAAUAGUAGAAUCCCCUCAGCAAUCGUGUAGUCCUGGUCCUGGUCUUUCAAUGAAAAGAUCUUUGCAACGGUUUCUACAAAAGAGAAAAAAUAGGAUUCAACAAGCUUCUCCAUACAAUCAUUAACAAAUUAGAAUAAAUCUUUCAAUUAAAAUAAGAUCUUUGCAAUGGUUUUUUCAGGAGAUGAUUUCAGAUCCUAAACUGAUUGUGAUUUUUUAAUAGUGACGUAGUGAGCUAGGAGAGUUUAAGGCAGGAAAAAGUAGUUGAUUCUGAUGGGUUAUCCCUUCUAUUAGGACUAGCCAAAAUGAAUGGGGUUAGUAGCUCAUGUGUGUAUAUGGUUUUGUUUUUAUCCAACAUAGAAGAAUAGGGUUAAAUAAGUGAAAAACAACAAAAGAAAAGAGAGAAGAGUGAAAAACACAGCAGCCACACCAAUUCACGCAACCUGUUUUCAGCUCCAACUAGUCCAACAAAAUUAGAGUUUUCUCACAACUCAACCGUUGGAUCGUCCAGAAACUUUAGCACAGUGUUCAUCACUCAUAGAAGUACAUUUUGAACAAUGGAGAUCGGAUACAAAGCUUUCUAAGUCUGUCUGUCGAGCCCAUUUGUGAGGUGUGAAUUUUUUGGUGUUUUUGGGUUUGUUUGUCAGCAUACUUUGGUUAGGUAUACGAAUUCGGAUCUAGCCGUAAGCUUACAUGAUCGAAAAUCCACAUCUGGGUAUAUGGUGACUUUUGUCGGGGGAGUCGUGGCUUUGCAUUCAAAGUUGCAAAAGUGUCUUGCACUCUUAACUAUCGAAAUCGAGUUUAUAAAUGUUGUAGAAGCGUCAAAAGAGUUGUUAUAGCUGAGAAAUUUUUCAAUGGAACAUGGUGUGAAACAAGAAAAGUAUGUCUUGUUUUGUGAUAAUCAAAGUUUCAUUCACUUAUCAAAGAAUUCCUCCUUUCACUCAAGGUCGAAACAUAUUGUUGUUUGUUAUCAUUGGAUUUGUGAUGCAUUAGAUUCCAAGUUAAUGGAUCUUGAGAAGAUUCAAACUUAUGAUAAUGGUUCAAAUAUGCCGAUGAAGGUGUUUCCUAGGGGAAAGUUUGAGUUUUGUCUUUCAACUAAUUGGUUGGGGGAGUUUGUUGGCUUAUCCCUCCCAUUUGGAGUGGCCCAUAUGAAUGUGGGUUAUUAGCUCAUGCGUGUGUAUGCAUUUUUUAUUAUCAAACAAAGAGAAACAAGGUUAAGUAUGUGAAAAACAGCAAAAGGAAAGAAGAGAGAAGAAUGAAAAAUACAACAACCACAUCAAUUCUUGCGGCUUGUUUUCAGCUGCGAAUAGUCCCACGAAAUCAGAGUUUUCUCAUAACUCAACUGUUGGAUCAUCCUAAAAUUUUGGCAGAGUGUUCGUUACUCAUAGGAGUACAUUCUGAAUGGCGGAGAUCAAAUUUUGAGCUUUCUAAGUGUCAUACCCUAAUUUUUGACCCCCCUGAGAUGACAUAUCUUCAGGAUUUUUCAUCAGGUCAAGACAAGUACCCAGAGCAGUCAUUUCUCCAUCUAGUACCUAAUCAAGGAUGCUCAAAGACAAGAAAGCUCAGGCAAAGGAUCAAUCAAUACAAAGAUUAGUCUCUAAUACAAUCAUGGAGCUCAAAAACUUCACUUUUCUCAUCUAUGAUUGAUUAGACAUCCAGUCAUAUGAGUACAGGUAUACUCAGGUCACCAGACUAGGGUUUUGAGCCUAUCAAGGACUAAACUCAGGGAUCACAUUUGGGAAACCCUAAGAAACCUCAGAGGGUCAUUCAAAGACAUCAAUCAUCUUCAAAUAACUCAUAUUACAAGGUCUACUGGACAUCACACUUCAAUUCAAAGUUUACAGUCAUUACUUUCACAUGGUCGACAAAUUAGGGUUUGACCUAAUUCACCAAGAUAGUUGACUUCUGAUCAGGGCAUGAAUCCAAAACUCAAGACAUGAUUCAAGGAUCUCUACUACCUCCAUAUAAUCCAUUUAUAUCAUCCAUUUGGGGAGAAGAUCUUAUUUCUACACAAAAGCCCAAAAAUUCACUUUGUCAGGAAAAAGUCAACUGUGAAGGAUCAUCAUUGACUUUUAAGGUUUUUGGUCAAAAAAUGACUUUCAAAGAUCAAUAUCAUCAAUAUAUGGAUGUCAAAGUCAUUUGGCCAAAGAAAUUCAAAGAAAUUCAUCAAGGAGCGAAAAGUCGGGAAUUAGGGUUUUUGAAGGCAUGGUGAGAUCUCAAAAUUUCACCUACACAACUCAAAAAACUUCCAACAUGAAAGUUGUAGAUCUUGCCAAAUAAAACAACAUCUUACA
Molecule: messenger RNA, 2591 nt
Organism: Vicia villosa (hairy vetch)
Lineage: Eukaryota; Viridiplantae; Streptophyta; Magnoliopsida; Fabales; Fabaceae
Product: protein TIFY 5A-like
Exons: 3
Coding region: 14-424 (136 amino acids)
Biological process (GO): response to wounding; regulation of defense response; regulation of jasmonic acid mediated signaling pathway
Cellular component (GO): nucleus
Source: RefSeq, a predicted model, not a curated record